This is a messenger RNA of Condylostylus longicornis, 2010 nucleotides long. It is a transcript of the gene Pgi, whose product is annotated as glucose-6-phosphate isomerase. The coding region runs from base 108 to 1778 and encodes 556 amino acids. Gene Ontology annotation, biological process: glycolytic process; gluconeogenesis; glucose 6-phosphate metabolic process. Lineage: Eukaryota; Metazoa; Arthropoda; Insecta; Diptera; Dolichopodidae. Gene Ontology annotation, molecular function: carbohydrate derivative binding; glucose-6-phosphate isomerase activity; monosaccharide binding. The record is from RefSeq and is a predicted model, not a curated record. The transcript is spliced from 4 exons. Gene Ontology annotation, cellular component: cytosol.
CCAAAGGUAAAUUGCUGUCCAAAAGAAGGUUCAAAUAUCGUUGGCUGGAGUUUUUUUUUUUCAAAAAUUAAGAAUAUAUUUUUUUUGUUAAAACUAAAAGAAAUAUAAUGGCUAAUAAACCUCUUUUAUCUACUGAUCCAGUUUAUAAGAAAAUUCAAGAAUAUUAUAAUGCAAACGGUUCUAAAUUAAAUAUCAAAGAAUUAUUUGCUGCCGAUAAUGGGCGUUUUGAUAAGUUCAGUCUUCGAUUACCUACACCAGCUGAUGGAGAUAUUCUUCUUGAUUACUCAAAGAAUCGUAUUACACCAGAAGUAUGGAGUCUUCUUUUGGAUUUAGCAAAUUCACGUGAAGUUGGAAAAGCUAGAGAUGCUAUGUUUUCAGGUGAACGUAUAAAUAUAACAGAAGAUCGUGCUGUUUUACAUGUUGCAUUGAGAAAUCGUUCAAAUAAUGCAAUUAAUGUUGAUGAUAAAGAUGUUAUGCCUGAAGUACGAGCAGUUUUACAACAUAUGAAAGAAUUUUGUAAUCAAGUUAUCUCUGGUGUAUGGAAAGGUCAUACAGGAAAACAAAUGACUGAUGUUGUUAACAUUGGUAUUGGCGGUUCUGAUUUAGGACCACUUAUGGUUACUGAAGCAUUAAAACCAUAUUGUAAAGGUUUAAAAUCACAUUUCGUUUCAAAUAUUGAUGGAACUCAUUUGGCUGAAACAUUAAAAAAAAUUGAUUGGGAGACAACAUUAUUCAUUGUUGCAUCAAAAACAUUUACAACACAAGAGACAAUAACAAAUGCUACAUCAGCUAAAAAUUGGUUGUUGGAAAAAACAAAUGAUCCUUCAUCAGUGGCCAAGCAUUUUGUUGCAUUAUCAACAAAUAAAGAAAAAGUAACUGAAUUUGGUAUUGAUAGUGCUAAUAUGUUUGGAUUUUGGGAUUGGGUUGGUGGACGUUAUUCAUUGUGGUCAGCAAUUGGUUUAUCCAUUUGUUUAUCAAUUGGAUUUGAUAAUUUUGAACAAUUAUUAGAUGGAGCAUACUAUAUGGAUAAUCAUUUUAAAACAGCUCCAUUUGAGAAAAAUGCACCAGUUAUUUUAGCACUACUUGGCAUUUGGUAUUCUAAUUUUUAUAAUGCAGAAACUCAUGCAUUACUGCCAUAUGAUCAGUAUUUACAUCGUUUUGCUGCAUAUUUCCAACAAGGUGAUAUGGAAAGUAAUGGAAAAUUUGUAACAAAAUCAUCAUUGAAUGUUGAUUAUAAUACUGGUCCAAUUGUAUGGGGUGAACCUGGUACAAAUGGUCAACAUGCUUUCUAUCAAUUGAUACAUCAAGGUACACGAUUGAUUCCAUGUGAUUUUAUUGCACCAGCUGUUACUCACAAUCCAAUCUCGAAUGGUAUUCAUCAUAAAAUUUUAUUGGCAAAUUUUCUUGCACAAACUGAAGCUUUAAUGGCUGGAAAAACACCAGAUCAGGCUAAAUCUGAAUUGGAAAAAUCUGGUAUGGCUAAAGAUAAAAUCGAAAAAUUAUUACCACAUAAAGUUUUUACUGGUAAUCGUCCAACAAAUUCAAUUGUUGUGAAAAAAUUAACACCAUUUACAUUGGGGGCUUUAAUUGUUAUGUAUGAACAUAAAAUCUUCACACAAGGUAUUAUUUGGGAUAUUAAUUCCUUCGAUCAAUGGGGCGUUGAAUUGGGAAAACAAUUGGCAAAAGCAAUUGAACCUGAACUUGCAAAUAAUAAUCCAGUUUCCUCACAUGAUAGUUCCACCAAUGGUUUAAUCAACUUUAUCAAAUCAAAUUGGUAAAGAAAAUCAGAAACCAUUUAAAAAAAAGAUGUAUCAAAGUUUCUUUUUAUAUUAUUGUAUUUUUUUCCUUCUCAUUUUGUUAUAAAUAACUUAUUUUUUUAUUUACUUGCUCUUUAUUUAAGGAAAAAUGUCAAAUAAUUUUUUUUUGUAAUUUUUGUAGAAAUUUAAUGUUAAAAACAGAAAUAAAAAAAUAUAUUUAUCGUAGAAAAUUAUCAAGAAAAAGAAAAAAGCA